Molecule: messenger RNA, 2199 nt
Organism: Gamsiella multidivaricata
Lineage: Eukaryota; Fungi; Mortierellomycota; Mortierellomycetes; Mortierellales; Mortierellaceae
Exons: 1
Coding region: 81-2141 (686 amino acids)
Molecular function (GO): protein binding
Source: RefSeq, a predicted model, not a curated record
CACACUUUUCAGCUGCGCGCAUUCCAGAACACCGUAUCACCCACCCAACUCUCCCCGCCAUUUAAUCCUUCCUCGUGGCAAUGCCUCUCCUGAAGAAGGUGCACGGACCAUGGGCCCAUUCGGAUCCAUCAUCCCCUCCUCUGCCCAAACCUCUCCACGCACUCUCCACAGGACCACUUUCCCUGUCCCCCCUCCGCAGCAGUACCAGUAGUGUCAUGACCAGCACCUCGCAACCACCCCACCUCCUCUUCCAGAUCCCCGAACUCGUCUCUUUAAUCCUCGCAUUCCUUUCCCCAUACACGCUCCGGCACAGCACAAGCCUCGUCUGCCGCCAAUGGCGCACGUUGUCGCUUGAAUCCUCCGCACUUCCGCCCCUGAGAGCCGUAUGGACCACAGCAAUGGCACCUCACGAGGCCCAGGCGGCACUGAUGACCGAUAACAUAUUGGAGAGAUGUGGGUGCCUGUGUAUCAGGGGAGACCCGAAGAGGAGCUGGAAUCCAUAUGGCCCGAACUCGAAGGAGGAGAAGCAAAAGUCAUGGGAAACAUUCAUGAAGGCGCUCGAAGCGCUCGGUCGUUCAGAGGAAGGCAAAUUCAGUACCAGCAGAGCCACGAGGCCUAGUCGGAAGUUACGGAUAACGCAAUUGAUCAUCCAGGGCGACAUACCGAUCGCAACCCGCGUGGAGCCCUUGCUCGCUGGCUCGCCGCUACUGGCAACGACGUUGACGCACAUAAGGGUCGAGCACUUCAUGGCGGAGCCUGUCCUCGAGAUUGACGAGGUCCUCAAUGUUUGCAGAAACUUGGUGGACCUAUAUUUAGAGUCCCCUGGGCGUGAAGGGGAUUUCAACAAUACUGUCCCGGUCGAGCUACUCAUGCAUCCAUACAGCAUCCUUUGGUCCGCUCAUACAAAUGCGUCCAGGCAUCAGCUAAAGCUUCGCAGCUUCGUCGCCAAGGGUUUCCGGAUCAUGCUCCCUGUUAUCGAGGCAAUCGUGCGCCGUAGCCCCAUGAUCACAGCCCUCGAGAUUGUAUCGGCCUUUGGGGCAGAACGAGUAAAUUUGCAAGGGGGUGGUGGGUUCAAACUGGUGCCGUUUGAUCUCCCAUUGUUGUUCAGAACGAUGGCUGCUUCGCUUCCGAUGGUGCGGCAUAUUCAUGUCUCGUUCUCGAACCUUUCCAUGUCAACCAACGACGCGAGGGUCUUUCGCGAAUGCUUCGGAGGCGCCAAGUCUUGGUCCCUGAAUGGGGCCAUUCUCUCUUCAGAUAGCCUUUCCACCCUCCUCUCGGCUCCGCCCACGUUACCACAUCCUCCAGACGAUGCUGGAUUGUACUCAUGCCUAACCAGCCUCGAGAUCCUCUCUACAUCCACCACGCCGUCUCUCUCUAGUGCCCUUCACGCCUAUCUAGUAUCCCCGUCCGCCCGCUCACUCCUCCAUCUUGUAGCUCCCCAUAUUCCCUACGCGGUUGACUACUUUAAUCCACAUCUGCUUCACACCCAUCGUCUCUGGACUUGCCGAUCUCUCAGAACCCUCCGACUUCAUAUCCAUAUAAACCUCAACGCCCCCAACACAACACUGCCAUCUUACACCGAAUGGUCCGCUCGCACCCUAUGGGGAUACCUAACGCGUCUACUCCCCCGGCUCUGCGACCUAACGAUCCACCAUCCACGGAUGAUUUACGCCCUCGAAGGCGGAUUAUGUCUUUUGAGGCGCACGCGCUUCCUGGAACACAUCAACCUCUCUUCUGAAACGAAAGUCACGCUAGAGGAACGCGACCUCGCCUGGCUGAUCAAACACCCAACCAGGGCCCAGAAGAUUAAGCGCCACUUGUGGGUCGCGAAACUCAAGACCAAGGCCCGUUUUCCAAGUAGUGGGGAUGACAGUAGUGGCAGUAGGAGGGAUUGGGACCUAGGAGCGAUUGCGCAGGAACUUUGUCUGGAUUCAAUGGGUUCGCUCCAGGAUGUGCUGGACUGUCUAGAAGACGGCGACAAAGAUGGUGAAAGCGACCAGGGCUGCCUGCCGUACCUCGAGUCACUGGUCAUAGAACAGACAGGCAAUGGUGCUUAUCAAGGCAACACAAAGACAAAAGUCGAGACAGCAUUCCUCAUGAAGACCCUCCGAUCGGGGGUUUCCUUUCGUUUGGAGGCCUAAUAAGCACACACUUGUCAAUAAAGCGGUGAAUGCUCUCUGUAGCUAUUUCAACAUUGGU